CACACAGUCACGCUAGUCAGUUACAGCCAGAAUAUUGCCCCACUGCAGCCACCGUAGUUGUAUCUGACAACAGAACAUGUAAUCAGCAUUUGGGAUUCAGACAGAAACAUGGCCGGUAGAGCAGGAAAACAGAGUCGUUCGGGUCCUGGCCUUUCUAGUAGAAAAGGUGCAGGGGAACAGGAGGAAGAAGAGCAUCCGCUGCAGGCCAUUUUAAUCGCUGACAGCUUCAACCGAAGGUUUUUCCCGGUCACCAAAGACCAGCCGCGGGCUUUGCUGCCGCUGGGCAACGUUGCCAUGAUCGACUACACCCUGGAGUUCCUCACAUCCACUGGGGUGCAGGAAACAUUUGUCUUCUGCUGCUGGAUGGCCAGUAAAAUCAAGGAUCACUUAUUGAAGUCAAAGUGGUGUCGACCCACCUCUCCAAACACAGUGCACAUCAUCACUUCAGACCUGUACCGCUCCCUGGGAGAUGUGCUCAGGGAUGUUGAUGCAAAGAACCUUGUGCGCUCAGACUUCGUGCUAGUUUAUGGAGAUGUGGUAUCAAACAUUGAUAUCAGCCAGGCAUUGCAAGAGCACAGGCAUCGUCGAAAGAUGGAGAAGAACAUCUCGGUAAUGACAAUGAUCUUUAAGGAAUCAUCACCAGGUCACAAGUCUCGCUGUGAGGAAGAUGAUGUCAUUGUUACUGUGGACAGCAAGAGCCAGCGGAUUUUACAUUACCAGAAGACACAGGGGCCGAAGAAUCUACACUUUCCCAUGAACAUUUUCCAUGGUGGAAGCGAUGAGUUUGAAGUCAGAUAUGACCUCCUGGACUGCAACAUAAGCAUCUGCUCCCCACAGGUUGCGGAGCUCUUCACCGACAAUUUUGACUACCAAACUCAAAAUGACUUUGUUAAAGGGAUCUUGGUCAAUGAUGAGAUACUCGGAAACCAGAUCCACCUGCAUGUCACCAGGGAUGGUUAUGGUGCCAGGGUGUCCAACCUGCUCAUGUAUGAUUCAGUGUCGUCAGACCUUGUGCGGAGGUGGGUCUACCCUCUCACGCCCGAGGCUAACUUCACGGACAUGGAGGGACCGAGCUGCACGUAUUCUCGCCACAAUGUAUACCGUGGAUCUGGUGUCAGCCUGGGCCACGGCAGCCAGAUGGUGGAGAACGUUCUUAUUGGCUGUGACACUAGCAUCGGUGCUAACUGCCGCAUUUCGAACAGUGUCAUCGGUAACAAUUGCACCAUAGGUGACAAUGUAUUUCUGGACCAUGCCUACAUCUGGAAUAAUGUUCACAUUGCCAGUAAUGUGAGGAUCAGCCAGUCUGUGGUCUGUGACAAGGCUGAAGUCAAAGAAGGUGUGACGCUUAAUAAACAGUGUGUCCUGGCAUAUAAUGUGGUAAUCGGACCAAACAUCUCUCUAGCAGAAGGCACUGUAGUGUCUAUGCAUCAUCCAGACGAGGAGGAAGAGGAUGACGUGGAAUUCCUAAAUGAUGAUGCUGAGGUCGGUCAAAGUAAAGAAAAAACCAAACAAAAAGUUUUCAACCCAGCAGAGGUUGGAGCAGAGGGACAAGGCUACAUCUGGAAGGCCAGCAGUCUGGAUGCCACAGAGGAUAAGGAGCUGCCACACUGUCUCUGGGGGUCGGUGAACCCUCACCCUGAGACUGAAAGUGAAGACAGUGAGCCUGAUGGUCUUGAUGAUCCAAUGGACCCCUCCCCCGAAAUAGAUGAUGUCCAAGUCUUCCAUGUGGAGGUGAUGGGGACUCUGCAGAGAGGACUGGAUGAAAACAUCAGCUGUGACAAUCUCGUACUGGAGAUCAACUCUCUCAAGUACGCCUACAAUAUCAGUCUGACGGAGGUGAUGCAGGUUUUAACCAGAGUGGUUCUGGAGUUCCCGUUUCAGGAGCAGGGCCCACAGCUCACCACAUCAGAAUAUCUUGCUGUGCUCCUGCCGUUAUGGAAGAAAUGGGCACCAGUGUUUAAGAACUAUGUGAAGAGAGCACAGGACCAUCUAGACUGUCUGUCUGCCUUUGAGGAGCACUUCCUAGAGCAGGAGGGUCACUGGGCUGCUAUGGUCAAGGUCCUGAUGAACAUGUACCAGCUGGAGAUCCUGGAGGAGGAGAUGAUUCUACGCUGGUUCUCCCAGGGAGGCACCACCGACAAGAGCAGGCAGCUCCGCAAGAACCAUGGGCUUCAGAAGUUCAUCCAGUGGCUGGAGGAGGCUGAGGAGUCUUCAGGGGAGGAAGGGGAAUAAUGUGGAGUAGUUGGCAAAGGACAGAGACUGUAAAACGUGAACGCUGUUGAGUGUUACCCUUUACAACAGUUUUCAGCCAUUUGAAAAAAUGAGGAUUUGUUCUGUACAGUUCAAGCUGACAUACAUUUUUGUCACUGAGCCCUAUGAUGACAGGGCUCAGUGCUGUGAACAUCACUAUCCAAAUAAAGCAGAAAGACCCUCGGA
Messenger RNA from Monopterus albus (swamp eel), 2436 nucleotides. It is a transcript of the gene eif2b5, whose product is annotated as eukaryotic translation initiation factor 2B, subunit 5 epsilon. Gene Ontology annotation, biological process: biosynthetic process. The record is from RefSeq and is a predicted model, not a curated record. Gene Ontology annotation, molecular function: translation initiation factor binding; translation initiation factor activity; guanyl-nucleotide exchange factor activity. Bases 109 to 2232 code for a protein of 707 amino acids. The transcript is spliced from 16 exons. Gene Ontology annotation, cellular component: eukaryotic translation initiation factor 2B complex. NCBI's taxonomy places the organism in Eukaryota, Metazoa, Chordata, Actinopteri, Synbranchiformes, Synbranchidae.